CAAUUACUAACUAUUUGACAAGUUAAGUUUCUGACUGAAUUGAGUCAACAUGAAAACGAUAAUAAUUUUUUUCACUUUGAUCUGUUUUGUUUAUGGCUCUCGUCGAUAUGUUGACAAUGGUCUUCAUCCAUUAUCCGACGAGAUGAUCAAUCAGAUUAACUCUCUUGGAACUACAUGGAAGGCUGGUCAAAAUUUCGAUGGAGUUUCAUUAAAUGCGGUCAAGCGUCUUCUCGGUGUCCCCUCGAGAUCCAACAAAGCAUCUAAAAGACCAUUGAGAUAUAUUCACCAUCGUAAUACGAAUGAUUUACCAGAAAGUUUCGAUUCACGAACAAAAUGGCCCAAUUGUACUUCAUUAACUACCAUUCGAGAUCAAGGUAACUGUGGAUCAUGUUGGGUUUUCUCAGCUAUCGAAGCCAUGAGCGAUCGUCUUUGUAUCCAUGGGUCAAUUGAUGUCCUUUUAUCAACCCAACAAAUGGUCACUUGUUAUGGUGAUGGUUGUCAAGGAGGUUGGCCUGAGAGUGUCUAUGGUAUUUACCAAGAAGAGGGUAUUGUAUCUGGAGGAUUAUAUCAGGGUGGUGGAUGUUCACCUUACACUUUACCACCUUGUGAGCAUCAUAUUAAAGGACCUUUACCUACUUGUCCUGAUACUUAUCUUCCCGCUCCCGAGUGUAAGAAGGAGUGUGUUGCCGGGUAUGGGAAAACUUGGGAACAAGAUAAGUAUUACGGACAAGAACCUUAUGCAGUCGGAUACGAUCAGAAGCAAAUCAUGAAGGAGAUAAUGACCAAUGGUCCAGUUUCAGCUGAUUUCACUGUUUAUGCUGAUUUUCCUAAUUAUAAAUCGGGUGUUUACCAACGAACUACUUAUGAUUCCCUUGGUGGCCAUGCAAUCAAGAUCAUCGGUUGGGGUACCGAAAAUGGUACAGAUUAUUGGUUGGUAGCCAAUUCAUGGAAUGAUUAUUGGGGUGACAAAGGUUACUUCAAGAUUCGACGAGGAAAUAACGAAUGUGGCAUCGAAGAUGAUGUUGUCGCUGGUUUACCAAAACUCUAAUCUUUUUAAAAUAAAAUUUGAGAAUUUUUCUUUGAAUAUAAAUAAUAACAUUUCUUAUUUUAUCCAAUCUGAAUACUAAAAUUUCAUUGAUACUAUUGAUAUAAUGAUAAUUGAAUUUUUACAAUUAAUAAAAUAAAAGCAUACACAAGUAGA
Panonychus citri (citrus red mite) is the source of this 1201-nucleotide messenger RNA. RefSeq names its product cathepsin B-like. Lineage: Eukaryota; Metazoa; Arthropoda; Arachnida; Trombidiformes; Tetranychidae. Gene Ontology annotation, molecular function: cysteine-type endopeptidase activity. Gene Ontology annotation, cellular component: lysosome. The transcript has 3 exons. Bases 50 to 1048 code for a protein of 332 amino acids. The record is from RefSeq and is a predicted model, not a curated record. Gene Ontology annotation, biological process: regulation of catalytic activity.